Adineta steineri is the source of this 825-nucleotide messenger RNA. Lineage: Eukaryota; Metazoa; Rotifera; Eurotatoria; Adinetida; Adinetidae. The record is from the annotation of a GenBank genome assembly.
AUGAAUUAUUUUUCAUUAAUAUUCCUAUUAAUUCUUAUUCCUAUUAUUUCAUGUAAUUCAAUAUAUUUUCAUUCCGAAACUCGUUCAACACGCCUAGUUAAUCGUACAUUAUUUGGUUCAACAACUGAAUGUAGUAUACGUUUAGGUGGAAAACAAUUUACAUUGAAAUUUUAUCGAAUGAUCACAUGUCGUUAUGUUGAAAAUAUUUCCACUAUUUACCCAUAUUUAUUAAAAUAUUCUCAUGAUAUAUCAACAUUAGAAAUAACAGAUUCAACUAUAAAAAAUUUCAAUAUAAAACAAUAUGCAAAAGUAUUUCGUAAAUUUGAAUUUUUAAUAUUUCAUCGAACAACAAUUGUAACAAAACAAUUAUGUCCAUUUAAUUCUUUAUCAAAAAAUUUAUUAUAUUUACAUUUAACACGUGUAUCACCUAGUUUAGAUAAAUUAUUUUCUAAUUCAACAUGUUUAAUUAUGAAACGUCUUCAUGUUCUUAUACUUGAUCAUACAGAUUUAGGUAAUGAAAAUUUAUUAAUUGAAAAAUUUCCUAAUUUACAUAUAUUACGUUUAAAUUUUUCAUCAUUUAAUCAUCCAUUAAAUUAUACAUAUAUUCGAUCGUUUUCUUAUUUACAAGAUUUUUUAUUAAAAGUUAAUGAUGAUUGUCAUCGAUGUGAAUAUGAAUGGUUAAAAUAUGCAACACGAGAUAAUAAAUAUGUACUUUUUCAUAUUAGUACAAAUUCUGGUUGUAUGGAUUGGAAUAGAGAUGGAAAAUUUCUAAAAUGGCAACAUGCACCACUUUGUGGUACAUGUUCAUUACCAUUAAUUAUUAAU